This is a messenger RNA of Toxotes jaculatrix (banded archerfish), 2764 nucleotides long. Its product is annotated as transcriptional-regulating factor 1-like. The transcript is spliced from 13 exons. Lineage: Eukaryota; Metazoa; Chordata; Actinopteri; Toxotidae. Bases 1 to 2634 code for a protein of 877 amino acids. The record is from RefSeq and is a predicted model, not a curated record. Gene Ontology annotation, biological process: negative regulation of DNA-templated transcription; regulation of transcription by RNA polymerase II. Gene Ontology annotation, molecular function: transcription corepressor activity. Gene Ontology annotation, cellular component: transcription regulator complex; histone deacetylase complex.
AUGCAUGACAACAUGUCUGACCUGUGGACAUUCUCCUCGUCCUCUCCUCCUCUCAUCAUCAAUCACUCCGCUCUGUCCCAGUCACCUCCUUUCAUCUCCUCGCCUCCUCCCCUCUCCUCCCCCUCAUCAUUCAGGAACCAUGGAAACCCUCCUCAUGCUAAGGUAACCUCCCCUCACCUCCCUCAGCCCCAGGUAACCUCCUCUUACCUCUCCCAUGCCCAGGUAACAUCCCCUCAUCACCUCCCCCAGCCCCAGGUAACAUCCCCUCACUUCCCUCAGCCUCAAACAACCUCCCCUCACUUCCCUCUCCCCCAGACAACUUCCCCUCACCUCCCUUCUACACAGGUAAAAUCCCCUCACUUUGUACCUGAGCCCCAGGUGUCCUCCCCUCACCUCCUUCCUCAGGCCCAGAUAACCUCCCCUCACCAUGCCCCCCAUUCCCAGGUAACCCCCUAUAUCGCCCAGUCCCAGGCAAACCUUUCUUACCCCCUUCAUCAGACCCAUGUAACGACCUCUCACCACCUCCCUCAUUCCCAGAUAACAUCCCCUUACGCCCUUGUCCCGUCCCAGCAGCACCUCUCCAGACUCACUCCAGGUUUAAAUAACCCACAGUGGAACAAAUCUGAACACCCCUCAGAACCUUCCUGCCUACUCAACAGCCACAGUUACUCUUACCAGAACCAGGCCACAGCACACCUAGAUCUCCAGAACCAGAACCAGUUCGGCACUGGUGUGACUCAGAGUGGGGAUGAAUUGGAGAACAUGCCUUUUAAUACUCACCCACUCCAUGUCAGUGGCAUGUAUGGACACGGUGACACACUUGUUACAGGUCAGGACACCUGGGGGCCUCUGGAGCCAACUCUGGCCCAGAUGCAGUGCACUCCACUGGGUUCCUUGUCUGGAGGAAUUGCCCUGGGGAGGUGGAGCUCCAUGGAGUUCAGCUCAUCAUCUACAGAAGAUUUCUCCAAUGCCCAGUCUUUCCCUCACACGUACCAUGACGGUAAUGCCACACAGGCCUUUUGUAGUCCUUCUACCCCUGGUCCAAGUCCUCAUUACCCACAAACCCCAACCAUCUCCAGCCCUGGUCCUCAAAUGCACCCCAGGAAUGAGAGAUUGGGUUUUCACACACAAACGUCGACACAGCUGAACAGAGAUCAACCUCUCAGCUCCUGUCUCCAUGAGUCUGACAGCUACACUCUGAGCUCUGAACCCAGUCAAUGCCGCCCACAUCAGACAGGCCAACACCUCCUCCCGAGUCAAACCGAGCCAAUCCAGGACCAGACUGGCCUCUUCAACGCCGCCAGCAGCUUACAGACCAAUUACUCGCCACAGGGACGAGGACAAAACGUCAGCGGUGCUGUCCAGUCUCCAAGCCUCACCACUGGACUGAUCUGGACAGAGGAGUGUGGACAGGGAGGAAGAAAUACAGGGAAAGGAGGGGGGGGAAGAGGAGGAGGGGGAAGAAGAGGAGGAAGAGGAGGCGGUCAACCAGACUGGACCUGGAUGAAAAGGCCACAAACUGAAAACAGCUCUAAGGUUGUAGACUGCAGGCUGCUGUGUACAGUGUGCAUGCGUGAUUUCAGGAGUCUGCCGGCGUUGAACGGUCACAUGCGCUCCCACAGCGGCUUCAGAGCAGCGACAUGGCUGAAAAAGGGUGGGGAUUCCUCUGCACCUGCCCAGUCCUCGGGCUCCAUGGUGAUGCCAGUCUCUGUGCCUGUCCAGUCCAGAGGCACAUCUAAGGCGUGUAGAAGUGGACAGAGGACAUGCAGUCGCCUGUCUCCAGCCACCGGAGGCUCUGUGCUCUACCGCAGCCUAAUGCACCUGGAAGAAGAGGAAGCGGUCACCAGGUGUGAUGCAUCGGCUGCUGGUGGAGGCGAUGAGGACCAUGAAGCAGUUGUCAGAGGUGAUGGAGUGGUUGACAGAGGCAGAGGUCACUACACCCCUCCGCCCAUGCUAUGUCCGCUCAGGGCGGGGCCAGGGCUGUACUGCUCCCUCGCCACCAGGAGGCAGCAGAGAGUACAAACUGUACAGCUUCACAACACACAGAAUGGACUCGGUGACGUUGCCACGGAGACACUAACAACAAGACUCAAUAAGCCAAGGAUCAACGUGGGGCGGGCCUUCCAGGCUGAAAUCCCAUCCUUUUGUAACCAUAAAUACGCCCAUGCCGACUCCGAGAAGGCACUGCCGCUGUGGACGCCGUGGGCCGAGCUGGAGAAACCUGUCAGUCAACAGAGAGUCGACGCUCUGUUGACGAUGGCUCGAUCCAGUGUUGUACCAGGGGGCGGGGCCAGCCCAGAGUACGCCCUCCACGUCCUAUCAGAGUGCAGAGGAGACUUUCUGCUGACAGUGGAGAAGCUACUUUCCACUCCUGAAGCUUCCAACAACCACCACACAGGUGUGAGCUGGACUGCAGCAGAGAUGAGGCUGCUGGUUAAAUCCCUGCAGCUCCAUCAUAAAGACUUCAGCAGUGUCCAGAGAGCUGUCCAGACUAAGUCCCUCUCUCAGUGUGUGGAGUUCUAUUAUCUGUGGAAGAAGAAACUGAGUCUGAGUGCGAGGACCCCGGCUGGGCUGACCGUCACUCUGCCCAAUACAAAUGGUCAGAGGUCAUCCAGAUCUCACAAUGCAUCGUGAACUCCGGACUGGACUGGAGCUACACACUACCUGCUGGCACACACACACAAAGACAGACAGACAGACAGACACAGACACACACAGACAGACAGACACAGACAGACAGACACACACAGACAGACAGACACAG